AUGUCAGCACUUCUUUCGUUCAUCGGGUGGUCUUUCUUACCUUCUCUGGUCACUGGGUGGAUCCUGUCAUUUUGGUACCGUUUUAUAACGCGCGCUGGCGAUCCAAUCCCACAAAGAGGUACCCCGCGGUGGGUACGUGACUACAAACGCAUCAAUAUCAGUGUUAUAGGCGCCUACCUACUCUACACAAUCUACGAGUCCUAUCAUGGGAUUAUACACACGCCCAAUUUCUACGCAUUCAUGAGGUCCAAUAUUGAUGUGGACGAAAGAACACUCAAGUCUAAGUUCCGUAGGCUUACAGUGUUAUAUCAUCCGGAUAAAGUUGGACUUGGUGGAGAGGAGCAAUUCGUCAUGUUGAAGCUGGCAUAUGAUGUUUUGUCUGAUCCGGUUAAGAGAUUUGCGUAUGAUCGCUUUGGGCCUGACAUGCUAGACUGGAAACAUUGCAGUUCAAUGUACGACUAUCUGGUUAGAGGGGGUACAAUGAUGCUCCCAUAUUAUGCGGGAAGUCUAUUAUUCCUAGUGAUCUUGUCGGUCCUUGGGAAAGCAGAAUUUGGGCGUUACUGGCGAUUCUUCACCUUCUUCUGCUUGAUCACUUUCGAAACUGCUGUUGUGACCCGUCCUGCCUUUCCCUCACUCCCUUUCUUCGCCCCUCUCCUUCCAUUCGAGCAGCUCAUUCUUGCACGUAAAAUUGCAUUUACGACUUUUAUUGCAAUUUCUCAACUUGCCCCACUCUUUCAAUCACAACGAAACACGGGCCCUCCCACCGUCGAGUCCAUGCGCCCACAACUGGAACGUCUAUUUGGUUUUACAAAGUUUGCAGACACCGAAGCUAGCAAUCUCCUUGCGCUCGACUUCCUCCCGUACGAGUCAGAUGUGGAUGCGGUGAGGGAUGUACAGACCAAGAUGAAAAACUGGUUAGUUGAGAACACAGUCAGGAAUGAUCCAGAGGUUAGGGACGCGGUUGGGAAUGUCUUGAAAAAAAGGAGAACUGGUGUUCCGAGUGGGGCGAAGGGGAAUAGGUAA
Morchella importuna is the source of this 1023-nucleotide messenger RNA. RefSeq lists its product as uncharacterized. Gene Ontology annotation, cellular component: endoplasmic reticulum. NCBI's taxonomy places the organism in Eukaryota, Fungi, Ascomycota, Pezizomycetes, Pezizales, Morchellaceae. The transcript has 3 exons. Bases 1 to 1023 code for a protein of 340 amino acids. The record is from RefSeq and is a predicted model, not a curated record. Gene Ontology annotation, molecular function: protein-folding chaperone binding; misfolded protein binding.